This is a messenger RNA of Racocetra persica, 555 nucleotides long. Lineage: Eukaryota; Fungi; Glomeromycota; Glomeromycetes; Diversisporales; Gigasporaceae. The record is from the annotation of a GenBank genome assembly.
AAGAUUAAACAUCAAAGACGUUGGUCUAUGGAUUUUGGUCCACGUAAUCAUUUGAACACUGAUUUGAAUCCUGAUUUGAAUACUGAUGAUGUUACAAAUAUACCUGAUGAUAAUAAUGUUGAUAUAGCUUUAUCUUCAUCUCCACAUUCCUCACGUCGUCUUCAUUCUGUAUCUCCAACUUCUUCAUCUACCGUUUAUGCUGAUAGUACAGCAAAUGAUCCAAAAUCUCGUGGUAUGCCACGUUUAAUCAAAUUUAAAACUGGUGAUAUAAUUCAAACUUUAGCAUCUUGUCGUCCUGCUAGUACCAAAAAUGGUUACGAUUUUUCUCCACCAAGUACUCCAAUUCCAUUUGAUAAGAAUGAAUUAAGUGAUGGUGAUAAUAAUGAUGAGGAAUCAGAUGUGGAUGAGGUUUGUGAGAAUACUGAUGGAAAUAGUAUUGACGAAAAAAGACAAAGAAAAUUGGGUCAAGGGUUACUAAGUAAAAUAUUUUCUUCAACAUCCUUUCCAUCUUCGAUAUCAAUGACCCCAGCAGCUCGCGGUUCAUUAAGCCGUUGA